AUGACGAACGCACGCUCAUUCGAGGUUUUGGAUAAGGUGAACGGUGCAGGGAAGGAUGCAACAGAAUUCUCCUUCUAUGUUGUCGGGAGAGCUACUGCCUUGACGCUACAUUCCACUAUGCCCAACGCUAUCAUCCGUGGAGAAUGGUCGGAGACAGCAUUGUUGUAG
Molecule: messenger RNA, 168 nt
Organism: Desarmillaria tabescens
Lineage: Eukaryota; Fungi; Basidiomycota; Agaricomycetes; Agaricales; Physalacriaceae
Exons: 2
Coding region: 1-168 (55 amino acids)
Source: RefSeq, a predicted model, not a curated record